GUCAUUUUAUCCCAAUGUUGUCACUAAUAUCUUUAGAACAAUGCGUGUAAUAAUAACUUACUUUUUAAAAGACUAAAAAGACCGAGAUCUACCAUAACUUACAAAAAAAUAUGACUGUUACCUACACAAGUAAAGUUGCAACAACAACAUGGUUUGACUGUUUUAUUAAACUUCUUUUAAGAUGGAAGGGAAGCAUUUAUAAACUUAUAUGGCUAGAUGUUCUUUGUUUUUUAGUAUUAUACUACGUAUUAAAUUUUGUGUAUCGUUUUGCAUUAAAUCGAGAACAAAAGAGGAUUUUCGAGGAAUUAGCGGCGUAUUGUAACAAUUUUGGAAACUUAAUUCCAGUGAGUUUUGUACUUGGUUUCUACGUUACUUUAGUGGCUAACAGGUGGUGGUCCCAGUUUCAAGCAAUACCUUUUCCAGACAAUUUAGCUCUUUUGGUGAGUGCGAGCAUUAAACGACAGGAUGGGAAAAGUAAAUUAAUAAUGCGAACUAUUGUUCGUCAUGUUUGUUUCUGUUUCGCUUACACCCUUACGUUGAUAUCGCCGAGGGUAAAAAGACAUUACAGUAGUUUGGACGACUUUGUUGAUACAGGUUUAUUGUUAAAAGAAGAAAAGGAAAUUCUUGAUGAUUUAUCACAAAAUUAUCCUGAACAUAUGCAGUACUGGCUAUCUUUAUCCUGGGCUGCAAAUCUGGUAACGAGAGCGCGACAUGAAGGAUUUAUACAAAGUGACCCAGUUGUUGUAGCAAUUUUGACUGAAAUAAAUAAUUUCAGAACAAAAUGUUCUACUCUUCUGGAUUAUGAUUGGAUAAGCGUACCUCUAGUUUACACCCAGGUAGUUACGUUAGCUGUUUAUUCUUAUUUUUUAAUCGCAUUAUUCGGAAGACAAUGGACAGAAAAAACAGCAGCCGAAUAUACUGAUUUAUACUUUCCAUUGCUAACACUUUUUGAGUUUAUCUUUUAUAUGGGAUGGCUAAAAGUGGCAGAAGUUUUAAUUAACCCUUUUGGAGAAGACGACGAAGAUUUUGAUGUAUUGUGGAUGAUACAGCGCCAUAUGAAAGUUUGCUAUUUAAUAGUAGAUAAGAUGCAUCAUGAACAUCCAAAACUGGUAGAAACUCAUUCAUGGGAUGGUAUUUUGCAAUAUCUUGCUGAUGGAAAUAUUGCUCCUGUACCUUCUACAGCAAAAAUUAAGUCUACGAAAUCUUUCGGUGCAGGAGAUAGAAAACGUUCUAGUACUGAUGGAACUUCAAAAGUGGAGAAAAGAGUUUUAGAUUCAUGGUAUAAAAAAGCUCAUGGGGUUACCAUAGACGAUUCAGAAUUAAAUAGUGUUGAAACUGAUAAGGACGAAUCUUUAAGUUUAAAAAUUGAUGAUGUAGCAAAAAGUAGCACUUCUGGAAUACAUGAUUUUGAAAAACUUAAAGAAAAACGUAAAAAUCUGAUAAUGCAAAAAACAAAAGUUCUAUCAGAAGAAAUAAACAAUGCAGACAAAAUUAAUGGGCUGUAUCAACCACUAAUUGGACGCAAUAAAACUAUACAAAAAGUUGCUGCUAUUUAAAACAUUUUCGAAUCAGUAAAUUACAAUAAAACGAUUAAAUUUUGUUAUAUAACUAAUACGAAAAGUCCUUUCCAAUAAAAGUUAAGAUAAAAGUUUUUA
This is a messenger RNA of Agrilus planipennis (emerald ash borer), 1655 nucleotides long. RefSeq names its product bestrophin-3-like. Gene Ontology annotation, molecular function: chloride channel activity. The transcript has 11 exons. The record is from RefSeq and is a predicted model, not a curated record. The coding region runs from base 111 to 1556 and encodes 481 amino acids. Lineage: Eukaryota; Metazoa; Arthropoda; Insecta; Coleoptera; Buprestidae.